AUGCCUCCCAAGAGAAAGGCAGCUGACAGCGGUCGAUCAAGCAGUGCCUCUAAACGACCCACGCCCGUUCCCGAUGUCACAGAGAUAUCCAGUAGCGAUGAAUACUCGGACGAUCAGGAUGAAGUACCGGAACAAAACAAUCUAAAAGAGGUCGUUAGCAAGUUCUCGUUGGAGUCGUUCAGCAAGAAAUCGCAACUUGAUAAGACAGAUCCCAGAUUUGGCUACAAGGAUCUCUCAUCAUUACCGCUUAAGCGCGAUCACUACAACCGCCCUCUAUGGAUCGAGCCGGUAAAAGGCACGAUUACCCUCGAGAGCUUCUCACCACUAGCGCCACAAGCACAGGAUUUUCUUACCACCAUCGCCGAACCGCUUUCGCGUCCCACCCAUCUCCAUGAAUAUCGUUUAACCGGUCACAGUCUUUACGCAGCUGUGUCGGUUGGUCUGAAACCGCAGGAUAUUGUCGAGUUUUUGGAUCGUCUUUCGAAAACCCCGCUCCCUGAAAGUAUUCGCACUUUCAUUAUCGAGUUCACAAAAUCAUAUGGCAAAAUCAAAAUGGUUCUCCGACACAACCGGUACUAUGUCGAAACGACUGAUCCCGAAAUGCUACAACGAUUGUUAAAAGACGAGGUGAUCGGCCCACAAAGAGUUGAAAACACCGAGGGAAUCAUUGAGCGCGCGGCUCCGAAGAUGGGAGGUCUCGUUAUUCCUGGAACCAAGGAUGCAGCCGGUGUACGAGAGACGGGCACUCAGCAAAAUUCUGCUGCCGCGCCCCUUCGCAAUGAGAAUGAGGAAAUAGCUGUGGAUUACGGGAUCGACGAUGUUGGUGAGGAUACUGAUGAGGCCACCACAUAUAGUUUCGAAAUCCCUCCAGCCGGUGUCGAAAUUGUCAAGGCCCGCUGUCAAGCAAUUGGAUGUCCCGCCCUGGAAGAAUACGAUUUUCAGGGUGAUACUGAAAACGCCAAUCUUGACAUGGACUUGAAACCGGCUGCGAGAAUUCGGUCAUAUCAGGAGAAGAGUCUAAGCAAGAUGUUCGGUAACGGACGUGCAAAGAGUGGUAUUAUCGUUCUUCCCUGUGGUGCCGGCAAGACCUUGGUCGGUAUCACCGCUGCAGCGACUAUUAAAAAGGGCACAAUUGUUCUUUGCACGAGCUCUAUGUCUGUAGUCCAGUGGCGAAAUGAAUUCUUACGCUGGACUACUAUCGACCCCAGUGACAUCGCCAUUUUCACAUCUGAUCACAAGGAAAAGUUCAAGAGGUCUACCGGAAUCAUUGUCUCGACUUAUUCUAUGGUGUCUCAGACUCGAGCCCGAUCCUACGAUGCUCAGAAAAUGAUGGACUGGCUUCAAUCUCGUGAGUGGGGUAUGAUGAUUCUCGAUGAGGUCCACGUCGUGCCCGCUUCAAUGUUCCGAAAGGUCACAUCUGCGAUCGCUGCACAGAGCAAACUCGGCCUCACAGCAACUCUACUUCGUGAAGACGACAAGAUUAAGGAUUUGAAUUUCUUGAUUGGUCCCAAGCUUUACGAAGCCAACUGGAUGGAGCUUGCUGCCCAGGGACAUAUUGCCAAGGUUCAGUGUGCCGAGGUCUGGUGUCCUAUGACUACUGAAUUCUACUCGGAAUAUCUGAGAGAAAGCUCGAGAAAACAGGCGUUGCUCUAUAUCAUGAACCCUCGAAAAUUCCAAGCAUGCCAGUUCUUGAUCGAUUUUCACGAGAAACGAGGAGACAAAAUCAUCGUCUUCUCUGACAAUGUGUACGCAUUGGAGCGAUACGCACUAAAACUGAAUAAGGCAUACAUUUACGGCGGAACGCCGCAGAAUGAACGAAUGCGUAUUUUGGAGAAUUUUCAGCAUAACGAGCAGGUCAAUACAAUUUUCCUUUCCAAAAUUGGUGAUACCUCGCUGGAUCUACCGGAAGCUACGUGCCUGAUCCAAAUUUCCUCUCACUACGGUUCUCGUCGUCAGGAGGCCCAGCGUUUGGGCCGUAUUCUCCGAGCCAAGCGUCGUAACGAUGAAGGCUUCAACGCGUUCUUCUACUCUCUUGUAUCGAAGGACACUAACGAGAUGGUCUAUUCGGCUAAGCGUCAGGCCUUCCUUGUCGACCAGGGCUACGCCUUCAAGGUCAUCACCCACCUGCAAGGCAUUGAGAAUUUCGAGGGUCUGUCUUAUGCCACGCCUGCAGAGCGACGUGAGCUCUUGCAGGAAGUCAUGCUGCAGAACGAGUCUUCUGCUGACGUGGAGCAAGUCAAUGAUGAUCUGUUCUCGAUGCGCUCAGGCAACAAGCGCCCUGGAGCUAAGAGGCCUGCAGCUAAACGAUCCGCUGCUACACUCAGUGGCUUGGCUGGUGGUGAUGAUAUGGCAUACAUUGAGUACAAUAAGAGCAAGAAUAAGCAGCUCAAGGACAAAACCGGUCACCAUCCAUUGUUCAUGAAGAUGGAACGAGAGCGACAGCGGCGCAAGAAGGAGCGGGAAACCGGGGUCGAAUAG
Molecule: messenger RNA, 2478 nt
Organism: Penicillium angulare
Lineage: Eukaryota; Fungi; Ascomycota; Eurotiomycetes; Eurotiales; Aspergillaceae
Product: TFIIH/NER complex ATPase/helicase subunit SSL2
Exons: 3
Coding region: 1-2478 (825 amino acids)
Biological process (GO): nucleotide-excision repair; transcription initiation at RNA polymerase II promoter
Cellular component (GO): transcription preinitiation complex; transcription factor TFIIH holo complex; nucleotide-excision repair factor 3 complex
Molecular function (GO): 3'-5' DNA helicase activity; ATP binding; DNA binding
Source: RefSeq, a predicted model, not a curated record